Perkinsus marinus ATCC 50983 is the source of this 939-nucleotide messenger RNA. RefSeq lists its product as hypothetical. Gene Ontology annotation, molecular function: lipid binding. The record is from RefSeq and is a predicted model, not a curated record. Lineage: Eukaryota; Perkinsozoa; Perkinsida; Perkinsidae. Bases 1 to 939 code for a protein of 312 amino acids. The transcript is spliced from 9 exons.
AUGAUCAAGAUACGCCUUGCCAAGGCCUUCUAUUCCCUUCCAUGGUAUCAUGUCGGAGUCGUUCAGAAUCGGCUGAUAGUUAUUCAACAGAUGCUAGUUUUACUACAGCUUGGAGUUCUAUACCUAGUUGAGAAGCUGUUGAUAGAUAUAAAGAGGGAUAGGGUGGCUAAGGCUGGUAAUACUAAGAGGAUAGGGUGCCUUGCAUACAAGAGACAGAUGAAGGCUAAUUCGGAGUGUAUACACAUGAUGGAGGAACGAGUGGCUUCUAUGAAGGAGGUUAGAAGAGCAUUGGAUAAGAAUGGAGAUGGUUGGGUAUUACAGAGAGAUGGAGAGGGUAUUCGAACGUACUAUAAACAUAAUAAGGAUACUCCUAGUGUCCAUUCUUUUCGGAUACAAGGAAUUAUAGACUGUCCUUUUUUUGACCUUAUGGCCUUACUUAGUGAAGUUGACUUCUAUAAAGACUGGAUACCUAGCUAUAAGUUCCUAGGCAUCAGAGAUUCCAAAAGAAUAGCAGAGCCAAGAGCUACUCAGAUGUUACUCCAUAUUGUAGCUGCCUUACCAUGGCCAUUCCAUAAUAGAGACCUUGUCAUAUCAGUUGAUGGUAUAGAUUGCAUCGGCCCUUAUGAAGACCCUAGGCAGAUAGUGAUCCUACUCAAGUCUGAGUCUGGCACCUCAUAUGAACCCUACGUAUCAGCUUCGGAUAUGCCUAUUCCUGCUAGAGGAUCCACUACUUGUGAUAUACUUAAGAACAGUGGAGCGACCCUGACACCUAUGGAAGAUGGCAAAACCUUCCUCCAAAUAGUAAUGCAUAUUGAUCCCCAUAUAUCAUGUGUUCCUAAUUGGCUCAUCGAUAUGGCAGCUAGACACUUCUGUUACCUUAUGCUCAAACAGGUUGGUCCUCCUGCUGCUGCUGCUAGUCUUUGGACAACUCCUUUGUGA